Aspergillus wentii DTO 134E9 is the source of this 1262-nucleotide messenger RNA. RefSeq names its product zinc-dependent alcohol dehydrogenase family protein. Bases 121 to 999 code for a protein of 292 amino acids. NCBI's taxonomy places the organism in Eukaryota, Fungi, Ascomycota, Eurotiomycetes, Eurotiales, Aspergillaceae. Gene Ontology annotation, molecular function: oxidoreductase activity. The record is from RefSeq and is a predicted model, not a curated record. The transcript has 3 exons.
CCGUGACCUUAUUAUUCCCAAGGUAUGUUCAUUGAGCUCAUUGAAUAGGAGCAUAUGAAUGUGGAUACUCUGAUGCUUGCCAUUACCACGGAAAACUGACAUCUCUUUUGUCGAUAGGGAAUGUACCCCUUUCCGAUCAAGUUCCCUGUUGUGCCUGGUUCCGAUGGUGCCGGUGAAGUUGUCGAGGUCGGAUCAAAGGUCUCUCAGUUUAACACAGGAGACAAGGUCGCUACAUUGUUUAACCAGGGACACCAGUACGGCCCUAUUGAUGGUAAAGCCGCUGGAACUGGUCUUGGUGGUGUUAUCGAUGGCUCUCUGCGCCAAUACGGUGUCUUUAACGAAAAUGGGCUGGUCAAGGCCCCCAAGAACCUCGAUUACCUCGAAUCCAGCACCUUGACUUGUGCUGCCCUUACUAGCUGGAACGCUUUGUAUGGCUUGAAGCCGCUGAAACCCGGAGAAGUCGUGCUGGUACAGGGAACCGGUGGUGUCAGCAUUUUCGCGUUGCAGUUUGCUAAAGCUGCUGGCGCGACCGUGAUUGCCACUACCUCUUCUGAAGCCAAAGCAGACAAGCUGAAGAAGCUCGGUGCCGACCAUGUCAUCAACUACAAAAAUGACCCUAACUGGGGCGAGACCGCUCGCAAGCUGACCCCCGACAACGUCGGUGUUGACCACAUUAUCGAAGUUGGUGGUACUGGCACUCUUGCUCAGAGCUUCAAGUGCAUCAAGUUCGAAGGUGUGAUCAGUGUCAUCGGUUUCCUCGGUGGCGUUGACCCAAGAGGCCAGCCCAGCGUUCUUGACACUCUGAGCAACAUCUGCACUGUUCGCGGUGUCUACGUGGGAAGCAGGGCUUUGAUGAACGACAUGAACAAGGCAAUCGAGGUGAACAAUAUCCGCCCGGUGGUUGAUGACAAGGUCUUCUCUCUGGCAGAGACCAAGGAGGCCUACGAAUACAUGUGGGCUCAAAAGCACUUCGGAAAAUUGACUAUCAAGAUUGAUUAAAUAACAUGACGACUGGAGAAACAGCUAUUUUUCAUGACCAAAUGUUUAGCUAGCGAUAGUAUAUAAAUUCAAAAGGAAUAUAUAAUACGGACCAUCUCUUUCCUACUGAGCUUCCCCGCACCUGUUAUGGCAACGCAACUAUAAUGCAGUAAACCAAAGUGCUUCUUAUUUGAUAUUAUUUAACCAAAUUCUACCAUAUUGAAUUAAACACCAAAUUAAACAAUAUUCAUGAUAAUAUCCAAUACUGCAUCUGCGUAUCUACC